Acanthaster planci (crown-of-thorns starfish) is the source of this 1762-nucleotide messenger RNA. RefSeq lists its product as uncharacterized. Lineage: Eukaryota; Metazoa; Echinodermata; Asteroidea; Valvatida; Acanthasteridae. The record is from RefSeq and is a predicted model, not a curated record.
CGCGGCACGGAAGCAUAUCGCUGGACCCGAGACUCACUCAAGGCAUUGGAAUCAGACAUCAGGAAAACGGGAACACAAGAGAAGCAAGAUUUGAAUGAAAUGGCGUCCAACGCAAGGAUAUUGACAUCCCUCUUGGCAAUGCUAUUUUUAUUCAGUGGAUCCUCGGCCGAGGUGACGGAGGAUUCCAUGGCGGUAGAAUACACCACACUCAUCACCGCGAGCACAGACGUCGCCACGGACAUUGUGACUGAAGUCGUCACGAUGGCCAUGGAUAUGACGACCGCCGCUGCUGGUACAACAGCUGUCGACGUUACGACAGCGGCAGCCACGACGGCAGCAGAGAGCUUGACGACAGUGGCGUCGGCGAGUGAUAUCGAGGCCUAUGGACUGUCCGUCACUAGCCCUUCUAACCUGAUCUUUGACCUGGACGUGGACAACAUUGUAACCUACUCCGUCGUGGUCCGUAACGCCGGCGGCACGGACAUCGCCGCCCGGUCUUCCGGCGACAACUUCGCGCUCACCUUCCUGAUUAGCAGCCACUCCGAUCCCACCGACGUAGACGCCAGCACGGUGGAGUUCGUGGCAGAGACGUCCAGCGCUGAGAACCUAGCGGCUGGCAUCACUGCCGGCUCUACUAUCACCAUCACAGGCACCAACGCUAUGAUCAACAUUCCGUCGGCCACCUGCAGCACCUAUCAGUACACCUGCGUGCAGGUGUCGAAGGCGUCUGGGGCCAGUUACGAUGACUCGGUCACCUCCAAUAAUUACUACUGCCUGGCCUUCGGGGAUACCGCUGAGAACCUGGCUGGACUUGUACCCUGCUCAGGUUGUACGUUAAAGGUCAGCAUCCUGCUUCUUCUUGUUGCCAUGGUUGCAUCUCAGCUUCUGUCGUAGUCUUGCAUCGUUUGAGCCCUCUCCUUCUCCUCCAUGAGACAGUGUCUAACUUCAUGCACUCGGCUGCCUGGUCGUCUGGUUUCCCUCCGCGAAACUCCUCAACACUGUUAGCACAACACCAGGGUGUGCCAAAAGACGUCAAGGCCGAAUUACCAGCCUUCCCGAUCCACACUUCCGUUGUCUGCGGUCUCACCAAUGAACAAGGAGUCUGUUCGAUUUGGAAAUUUUAUUUUCUGUAGAGCUAAUCCUUAACAUAGAACAAACAUAAUCUGUUCUCUUGCACUGAAGUAUUGUAAAAAAAAAAUUGUACAUACAUCUGUAAAUACUAAAAUCUUUCUACUGUAAAUUUGGAAAUUUUGGUUCUGAGAUCCUCUGUAAUGUCCCCAAUGUUUUUCUUCCACUAAAACCAGCUUUGUAAGAUCGCUACACCAAAUGGUCUUUCAAAGAAAAAAAAUGGUUUGCAUAAAAGUGGGUCCCUAUCUUACAAAAAAAAUAAUGAAGAGUAUUUUGACUUAAGAUUGUCUUAAAACUUUAACCACAAAGCAAGAUGCGUGAAGUAUUUUUUUCAGAAACAAAACGUUUGCGGUUUGUCUUCAUUGUCAUUAAUGAUUUUACUUGGAAAGGGAAUAUGAAAUUGUCAUAAUGUGGAAGUUUUGUUUCUUUUAAAUUGGUUUUACAAAGAAAAAUAAUUGAAUGGAUGAAAUGUUCUUUAGUCUUUAUUUCUGGAUAUGACUGCCUUGUGAUGGUGCAUGCUGAUAGGAAUUAACAUUCUUUUCCUUAGGUAUGAUCCUCGAAUAAGGGAAAAAUGUAAUGACCGCUUUUCUAAUGGUCGCGAAAAAUGUGUGCAGGUUUUCAAUAAAAAGUCAUU